AUGUGGCCACACUGUUUGAUAAGGUGUUAUAUGCGGAUGCAGGUUGAUAACCAAAUGGAGACGAUUGGCAUGGGUCUCUAUCACAAAAGGAGUAUGGAUAUUUAUUUGACAUAUCCCGCCAGAUGAGAUGCAGAUUCUUCUGAUCACUUUAUGAAUUGUACAAAGUGAGUAAACUGUAGUGAAGUUUAUAUUUGGAUUAAGAUAAUGAAUUUUGUGGAUUUACUGUACGGAGUGGAA
Molecule: messenger RNA, 237 nt
Organism: Gryllus bimaculatus (two-spotted cricket)
Lineage: Eukaryota; Metazoa; Arthropoda; Insecta; Orthoptera; Gryllidae
Source: the annotation of a GenBank genome assembly